AUGGAUCCUUUUUCCCUAAUAGCUUCCCAUAGCAGUGAAACAAUAGACAUAAGGUGUUCUGAGGUUCCUAAACCGGUGGAAAGGCGCAAGUGGACAACCAAGGAAGACGUGGUGCUGAUCAGUGCUUGGUUGAACACUAGCAAGGAUCCCAUUGUGAGUACUGACCAGAAGGCAGAGGCGUUUUGGAAGAGAAUUGAAGAGUACUUCAAUGCUAGCCCUCAACUCGUUGGCUCCGUUUCCAGGGAUGAUAGGCAGCAUCGAUUGUAUGCAUUGGGAGUGGAAAAACUGCCCAAGGGCUUGGAGAGGGCAGUACGCACGUGGUUCAGGAAAGCCGACAAUUGUCUUAGAGUUUUCAAAGACAUUGAAGAAGGCCGAGCACCGAAAGUUAAUUUCAAGGUCAACAACCAUACUUAUCGUAUGGCGUACUAUCUAACUGACGGAAUAUAUCCGAAUUGGGCAGCAUUUAUCCAAUCCAUCUCACUUCCUCAAAGUCCUAAAGCAUCACUAUUUGCUGAACAUCAAGAAUCCACCAGAAAAGAUGUUGAACGUGCUUUUGGAGUAUUGCAAUCGAGGUUUGCAAUAGUUAGAAACCCAGCUCUACUAUGGGACAAGAAAAAGAUAGGAAAGAUUAUGAGAACUUGUGUCAUAUUGCACAAUAUGAUAGUAGAGAACGAACGAAGCGGAUACGGUCAAAUUGAUACUUCUGAGUUCGAGACAGGAGAGUCAAGCAGAAGUUCCCAGGUGCAAGGCACAACAAGUUUUAAUAUCGGUAAUAUCAGCCGUGUCAUUCGCAAUGAGGUUCGCGAUUCACAGAUACAUGCUCGUUUAAAAGCUGAUUUAGUUGAAAAUAUAUGGCAAAAAUUUGGUAAUGUUGAUGAAUAA
This is a messenger RNA of Raphanus sativus (radish), 882 nucleotides long. RefSeq lists its product as uncharacterized. Bases 1 to 882 code for a protein of 293 amino acids. The transcript is spliced from 2 exons. NCBI's taxonomy places the organism in Eukaryota, Viridiplantae, Streptophyta, Magnoliopsida, Brassicales, Brassicaceae. The record is from RefSeq and is a predicted model, not a curated record.